AUGCGUAGCCGGUGGCUCGGGGAGUUGAUCGGUUCAGGCAGACUUGAUGCAAGACAGCAUGAAGGGCAUUUCGAUAGCAAAGUUCUGCAUUCUGAUGCGAAGCGCGGAAGGACCAAAAUGAGGAAAAGCAAUGCGCAUUUGUGGGGACUUCUCUCUCUGGGUUCUGUCCGUCCUUCCGUUGGUUCUGAUGAUGGUGUCGAUUAUCUCGAUCGUGACAGUCCACGCGGCACACGCGCACAAUGUCACACAUGUGCUGAAUUGAUCUGCAAAUCCUCUGUCAGGAGUGCCAGCUGGGUUCUCUCCCAGCCAGAAAGUCUCUCAUCGGAUCUCGGGCCAAAGAGCUCAGAGUGGGACGGGCCACUCUUCAUGAGGCCAUCCAAGGUUGCUGUUGCCCCAGGUGUUACGGCAUCGUUAAUUUCUUUAUUUCCGCCCGCUCAGGGCAACCUCGUUUGGGGCCGCUCGGACUUAAUUUCCCCGUCUUUCGGCGGCUGGCGGCGUUGGUGCGUGCACAGCGAAAGCGUGUCAACGCAUCCAGCGAUUAUCGACAAGACACGGACGAUCCAUUUUGCGGUCGGCCGUAGAAAGUCGAUGCAGAAUAUCGUCAUAUGA
Molecule: messenger RNA, 609 nt
Organism: Fomitiporia mediterranea MF3/22
Lineage: Eukaryota; Fungi; Basidiomycota; Agaricomycetes; Hymenochaetales; Hymenochaetaceae
Exons: 4
Coding region: 1-609 (202 amino acids)
Source: RefSeq, a predicted model, not a curated record